AUCAGUUCUGCUGUACUCUGACCAGUUGAUCUAUUUCAACAGUGGUUUUUACAGCAUCCUGGUCUUGGCAGCGCUCAACCUUGGUCUUAUGUGUCUCUACUCUGUUACUCGUCUCCAGUCUAAAAGAAAUUUUCGUUUACCGGUCCCAUCAUGGGAUAGCCUCAAAACGAUUUUUCACAGUGACGGCGAAUCUCUAAGUGCGGCGCCUUCGCGUGAGCUCUCUGGGAUCAAGAACGUGUGCGUCACUCCCGACCAAGAAGCGUACAACAGCGAUUCAGGUUUGCUUGCUACACAACAAGACAUCUUGCGAGCUCCCAACAAACACACCUUACACGAGGAUCUGGACAGUCCCGAAAUUAUGGAUGCAGUCUCACACCUAUACAAUAGUCGAUGUGUACUGCCACAUAAGACGUCUAACGAUGAUGGCGAUACCGAACGCACACUGAGUCAAGAGUCUCGGUCCUGGCAUGAUCCGGCGUCCCUGGACGUCUCACCUUCCCCCGAAUCGUCGAACUCUGCGGGAGUUAUCCACAAUGCUGAGCCCGAGGACCCAUGUCAAGCCCUACGCCCGGUGCACCUCGCUCGCAACUCCCCGCCACUGCCUGAGGCUGUAUCCCAUGAAAAAACAAGAACGUACAAUUCGCAUCGACCAGGUCGCAAGCCUGGUGGUGAACCUCAUGAUGGCAACCUCCAAAUGACUAUACCUGCAACGCCCAAUCAUGACGGGCAUCUUUCUGUCUCGAGUAUUCAAGCUUCUUUUUUGUCGAGGAUCCCUCAAAAGCGAAGCUGGUCUCACACGGCUGUGAUCGGUCCUGAUCUUGAGGAAGACGGUGAUUCAAGUCUUGAGGAUGGGUCUUUCGGCAGCGAGUCUCCAGGGGAUCAAUUAGCUCUCGAAUUAUCUUUACCGCGAUCCAUCAACAAGAACGAGAAUCGCGUUACAUCCCGUCUUUCACCAUCAACAUCUAGACGCGAAAAUAUACUAGACUGUGGUUCUCUUUGUCAUUCGGAACCUACAGCUACGCCAUUCGAAAUGCGCCACCGGAGUGCCAGCACUCCGGUCCCUUCCAGCAGAGGUAGUCAGCAUUCAUCAAACGGACUUGUCGUCACCGAGGUUGAACGGGACGACAGUCCGUCAAGUGGAUCAGAACGUCAAUUCGACGGACCAGAUUCGUUCUGGGAAGCGGCUGUGCAAGAGAGAUUGAGAGUCACCGCCACCUUUACGACUUUAGAGCCGCUCAAACCGAAGAGUGCAGGAACUACGCUGGUUGACCUGUCUCAAACCACCGCCACUGAUGGCGACCACCCCGACAGGAACAUUUCCACCGAGUCUGCAGCUUGUUCGCCCCCCUGGUCUAUUGUUACGCGAAAGGCACCGUGCGCCCACAAUUCCGGUGAGACGCAAGAUCAGGCCCAUGACGAUGAUCUCGCACUAAAGGCGGGGGCGCCGGGUUGGCUUCCAAUCAAGCCGACGGCUUCCCUGGAUUGACCCUACGUUCGGGUGCUUAUGCGAAGUAUGUUCCCCCGCAACGGCGUGUGGCCGGCGAGCUCGUGUACACUGUCUCACAGCGGACGAAGCCCACGCCGCGUCAUUCGGAGCGCGUAAGAUUCGGAUUUCCAUCGCCUAUGCUGGAGACAAGCUCUCGUUCGUCUACCCUGUCUCCUUGGAGUCCGUUCGCACCCCACGAAUUUCUCUCUUCU
Molecule: messenger RNA, 1698 nt
Organism: Suillus subalutaceus
Lineage: Eukaryota; Fungi; Basidiomycota; Agaricomycetes; Boletales; Suillaceae
Exons: 2
Coding region: 89-1486 (465 amino acids)
Source: RefSeq, a predicted model, not a curated record